Molecule: messenger RNA, 1202 nt
Organism: Stereum hirsutum FP-91666 SS1
Lineage: Eukaryota; Fungi; Basidiomycota; Agaricomycetes; Russulales; Stereaceae
Product: aldo/keto reductase
Exons: 11
Coding region: 30-1064 (344 amino acids)
Cellular component (GO): cytoplasm
Source: RefSeq, a predicted model, not a curated record
AUCUAUACACACAGUACACUCAACCAGCAAUGACUACCGCUACCGUCACUAUUGGUGCCACCGCAGCUAGUAAUGUUUACAAGAUUGGUCAUGGCCUUAUGCUGAUGACAUGGGUCCCUACCCCUGUUCCAGACGAACAGUGUUUCGAGGCUAUGAAGGCUGGCAUGGACAAAUUACCUCCUGGGGUCAAGAUGGUCCUCAACAGUGCGGAAUUCUACGGUUUCAACCCUCCCGAGGCUAACCUGGAGCUCAUCGCUCGUUUCUUCGAGAAAUAUCCCGAGUACGCUGAAAAGGCGUUUCUGGUCGUCAAGGGAGGAGUGCAGGUAGUUGGUGGUAGGCCUUCUGUGAACUUGACUGCAGAUGGCCUGCGCACCUCUGCCGAGAACAUUGUUGCGAAGCUUCGCGGCACGCAUGUCGUCGAUGUCUUCGAGCCUGCGAGGAUGUCGCAAUCGGAGUUUCCCCUUGAAGAUGUGAUGCGCGCCUUGAAGACACUAAAGGAGGAGGGCAUGUUCAAGAAUGUAGGGUUGUCAGAAGUUGGGGCCGAGACGAUCAGAAGAGCAAGCAAGAUUGUUCCGAUUGCGACAUGCGAGAUCGAAGUUAGUUUGUGGAGCUAUGAAGAGGAGACCAAGCGUGUCAUAGCCGCUUGUAGGGAGAACAACGUCGCCAUUCUUGCUUACUCGCCUCUCGGCAGGGGUUUCUUAUCCGGCAAGUACACGAAGCCUGAAGAUCUCGAGGAUGGAGACUUUCGAAAGCGCUUUUCCCGCUUCACCAAUGAGGCGAUGAAGAAUAAUGCCGCAGUCGUCGACGCGCUCAAAGCCCUGGCGACCAAGAAAGGCUGUACGCCUGCUCAACUUUGUAUCGCCUGGGUUUCCUCUCUCGGCCAGCAUAUCAUUCCUAUUCCAGGUUCUUCGAAAGCGGAACGUACUCUUGAAAACGUCGCCGCUGGUAACACAGUCCUCACCGCAGCCGAGUUGAAGGAAAUUGACAAUAUUUUGGAAAAGUAUCCGGUGCAAGGGGGGAGAGCCGUCGACGGUAUGUCGGAGGCACUGCACCUCUGGGGCUGAGAUUUGAGUAGAGAAAGUCGCCGGGCGUUGGCAUGUAAUUUAUACUGUGGAUAUGCAGGAUGCAAGUGCAUUGUGAUGUUUCGUGAUGUUUCGGGACAGUCGAGCUCAAUACAUUUCAUUGUUAAUAGCCUUUGUUGC